UCCUUUUCAACUUAUGACCAGGUUUAGGAAAAUGUGUGGAAAAAAAAUCAAAGAAUUGUAAUAUGCAAAUUUGUUUUUAGCUGUAAGAUACGCAGAGUGGUUGUAAGUCUCACUUGAAGUAGUCAACAGUGGUCUAUUUUCAUCUACGCGCUCUGGAAUCAUAAUAGCGUGAUGAUUCAUCGUUCGUUUCCCCGCAAAUCAGGGAUUUCUUGAUAGGGAUCGAAAUUUACCAUGCCACUGCCAAAGAAAAUUCCUCGAGGUGGAAAAUCCAAAAGUCAAGAUGAAGGUCGUGUGUUUGCAAACCGUUAUCGCGUGGAGAAACGCCUUGGAAGCGGCAGCUUUGGGACUGUUUAUCUUGUGGAAGACGUGAGAGCUCCUGGGGAAUGGUAAAUGUGUGUUAUGUUAACUAGUUUUGUCAACAACCGCCUGUUUGAAUCAAAAUUAUCUUCGUCUGUAACUUAACUCUUCCACACAUCUGGUGAGAAAUAAAGAGUAGCAUACUUAGUAGUUAUAACAAAAAUAAACAAAAAAACAAACAAAUAGAACCGUCCGAAAAGUAUGCGGUUGGUGGACUUUACCGGACGGAAAACUUUCACCGGCUGCCGCAGUGUUAUCCUUUGUGUGGUAUCAUUUAUGUUUAUGUUUAUGUUUAUGUUUACAUACCUUUAAUAACAAAUGUUAUUCUUUAAUUUUGGUGGUCCGUAUUCUGGAAUGUCGAUACCAUAGUCCCUGUAUUAAUGUGUAAUAUUGAAAAAGGGCAAUAAUAUCAGUUUCUAUAGGAACAAUCAUUGUGUGAGUAGAACGCAAGUGAGCACUUGAUUGAUUACGAACAAGUCAAAAAAGGUGAAAAAGCUGCCGCAACAGAAUGUUUUAGAAGGCGACUUUUCACACACCAAAUCUUUGGGAACAAAGUGCGGUGUAGUUGGAUUAUAUUUAACUUUGACAAUGACUAAUACACUGAUUGAUUUACAACUGGAUUGCUAAGAAGAACUUAUUGAUUCCUGAAGGGGAGAAAAGGCGCUGAUUCAAAAGAAAAGUUUUUUCAUUGCGAAGCCUCAGCAAUUUUGCGUAACAUAUGAGACAAGUCUGUCCGUGUAAGAUCUUUUCUAGCCAAACAUUACCAAAUGAAUCCUCACUUCUUGUUUGAAUGAAAUAAAUGGUUGUUGUAAAAAAAAUUCUCCAGGAUUCAACUCUGUUAUUAAUAUGGACCAAGGUUACACAUAAGAAAUGGGCAAAGAAGAUCUUAUUUGCCAUGACAUGGUAAAAAAAAAAAAAAAAAUGAAUCUAUAUGAGGUAACUUUAAAGUUCACUGAAAAAAUCUUUGAAACAGGGAUCAAAAUUCAUUAUUAAACAAACUUCUUCCACUGCAGGUUUGUAGAAUUUUUUUAUAACUGAAACAUUUUUUCCAUAAAACAUUUAGGAAGGUUUUGAAGGAAAUAUUUGUUGGGGAACUGCAGCCAGAUGAAACAGUAGAUGCCAUGAGAGAAGCAAGAAUGUUAUCUGAUGUAAGUUUAAAUUUUCAGUUCAUAUUAAUUGGGAGAUACAUGUAUGCAAGAGGGCACAAUGUAGAACAAGCAACAUUUACCCUGAACUAAAAACUUAAAUUUCUUAAGUGUAUAUCCAGUAAACAAUGAGCAUAAAAAUACAGUAAGAAAAAUUUGAUUUAAUCCUUUAACCCCUAAGAUCUGAUCGUUAAUUCUCCCCUCUAGCUGCAACACAUUUCCUUGUAAAUUAGUUAUGAGCACUUGGUGCUAGAUCAAGAUAGCAGCCUCUACCCGAUGAGUUUGAAUAUUCUCAUGACCUUUUUGCAGAAUGAUGUAUGGGUAUUAUAGGAAGAAGUUUUGUUUUAUUCACUUUUAGGAGUUAAGGGGUUAACUUGUGAUAUUCCCCGAGAAUAUUGUAGCAAUAGCAAUUUGAGAGAGUGCUCUCAUUUCUCAGUGUCUUUGUUAAAAAAAAGCACCCAGUGACUUGCACUCAGAUUACAGUUUUUUUUUUAGCUAAAGAAUCCUAACAUUGUCAAGUUCUUGGACAGUUUCAUUGAUGGAGAGUUCUUUUGCAUUGUUACUGAAUAUUGUGAGGUGAGUUUAAAAUGUUUAUGUCAAGCAUACCUGUCUUGAUUUUAAGUUUGUUUGUCUGAGAUUACUUAGCAUAUAAUGACAUUUGGAUCAUCUUCUCUAUUCUUGAGUUCUCUCCCAACUUCUCCAUUUAAUUCAUAACUUGAUAUUUGCACAUUGAAAUAUUUGGGGAGUAUAGACAUAAUCUAAAAUUGUGCUUUUUUUUCUCCUACCUAGGGAGGUGAUCUUGAUGAUAAAAUUAAGGCUUGGAAGGAAGCUGGGAAGAAAUUUGACGAGUCAUUAAUUCUGGCUUGGUUUAUUCAACUGGUUCUAGCUGUGAAGUAUAUGCAUGAAAAGUAAGUUUGUUUGAAGUUAAUCCCCUCCCUAUUCAUUCAUGGUGCUUUAUUUUUCUGAUAACACUUUUUGAUUACUGGGCCCAGUUGUAUAAAGGCCACAUAACACUAUCCAAUGGAUAAAUCACUAUCCAGGGGAUAAGUGUUAGCAAAACAUGCUGCACUAUCCACCUGAUAGAGAUUUACCCAGUGGAUAGUGUUAUCCAUGCUUUGAACAACCCAGGCCUGUAUGAUAAGUAAUCUAACUGACAUUUUCUUUAAUACAGGCGGAUUCUACACAGAGACUUGAAGACACGGUACAGCAUAACACCUUUAUAUUUUAAAUACACUUUAAUUAUUAUAUAAAGCAUAUUAUGUAUUUCAUCUUUUUAUUUUAUCCAUGCCAUCUCUGAUACCCAAACCUCCCAUUAUAUUACAUCACAUUGAGCAGUCCAUCAUAUAUUAAAUCCUUAUUUAUACUUACCACAUUCUAAUGUCUCACUGCAAGUAAACUACCGAAAAGUGACAGAUUAUACAAAUACCUGCUUCUCAUAAUACUGAGAUCCUUUUUAAUUUUUCAGGAAUAUUUUCCUUAAGAAUAACUUCAUAAAAUUAGGUAGGUAUAACUAGAAUUUGGGUCAAGAAAAAAAUUUUUUUUAUUAAUGGCACAGGAGGCAAAGUGCAAAAACCCAGACAGUGGCAAAGUACAUAGGGGAUGUUGGCUUAUUUCUCCUGUCUUUGAUGCUCAUGCUGUAUUUUUGCAGCCUGCUUUUAGACUAUUCUAACUGUCAUUCAUUUACUUGUCAAGAUAUGUUGUAUUUUAUAAUGACUAUCAGAUCAAAAUGAUUUGCAUUGGUUUUUAAAUAAAGAAAAAUUCAAACUUUAAACUACAGUAUGGUAGAAAAAGAUAUUUCAUCUUGUUACAAGCAUGGGACAAAGAAAAAAAUUCUAUUUUUUUACUGUUUCAACAGGUGACUUUGGUAUUUCAAGAAUUUUAAUGGGUACAUCUGAUAUGGCUACAACAUUCACUGGGACACCAUACUACAUGAGUCCAGAGGUGCUUAAACAUGAAGGCUACAAAUACAAAUCAGACAUAUGGUAUGACUUUGUGUUCAUUUGAACUUGUGUCCAUUUAUUAAGGUGAACUUACGACCCCCUUCUCCCCCCUCCACCCCAUCAAACCGUCCAUUUAUUCUUAAUGAGCUGCAGUUAGAAUUAUGCAUGGGACCCAAGUGGGCAUGUUUUGGGGUGGUCAGAUACUGGGACUUCACUGAUUAAAUAAAAAUCAGGACAGUUGAGAGUUAAAAAAUGUAUUGUUGAUGUUUUUCACAAAGAUGACACCUAAAUGAUAGGAGACCUCUUGUAUAGUUGGAAUCUACUGAAUGGUUUUUUAAUGUCAUGAGCCCUUCUGCUCAUUGGCUUAUCCACAUGUAAUGUAACCCAACAAGGUACUUUUGUAUUCUUUCACAAGUUUCCUGACUCAUAAACAUUCAACCUCUUUAAUAAUCACAUAAUAAAAUUGCAUAAACAGAGCAAUCUGAAUGACAACAUGUAGGAAACAGGGCAAUGAUUUUUUUUAUUGCCUAUUGAAUAUCUAUUUUAAAUGGAAAGCCUUGAUUAACAUUUUAAACUAGUCCUUUGGUUUCUUCUAUUAUGUAAUUAAAUUGUUUGAACCUAUUUAAAUCUGCUCAGGACCCCCUUCUUGACACAAGCGUCUGAAAUUCUAUACAAAAUUCAGUGAGUCCAGAGCUUAUUAAAGAUGGAAUAUCUCAUUUCCAGGUCUAUGGGUGUAGUGUUGUACGAGCUGUGUAACCUACAGCAUGCAUUCCAGGGUGAGGUUGGUAUUUCAGAGUUGAAAAGCUCCUUCAAGCUUUCCUUUAAUGUGACAUAACUUGAGACAGGCUUACUGCUAUGACAAAAUAUUGAUCUCUUGGACAGUAUUACAUGGUACACACCACAGACUUUAGGUACAUUCUCCACUGAAGUACCUUUUUCUUUGUGUAGAGUAGCCUGACAGGCUUUUGACAUCUGAUGGAAGGUUGGAAAGAAGUGGUGCGAGCCAAUUGCUGAAUGUCCGUUCAUUGUAGAUAACUCUAAUUGGCUCAUAGAUUUGUAUAUAGGUUUAAUGUCUAACAUGUUGGUUGCAAGACUGCAGAAUAAUUUUUCUGAGCCAAAUUUACUGUGUGUGCAAUCUAACUGUUUUAUUUCUAGAGUCUGAUGGGGGUGAUGUACAAAAUUGUUGAAGGGAACCCACCCAAAUUAUCUGAACAUUACAGCAAGGAGUUACAAACUCUCUAUGAGAGGUAAGACUAUGGAGCCACAAGGAUAAUAUCUUUUUUUCUUACUUUACCUGAUAUCUGCUGUGUCUCUACAAAAACCCUAUUUGCUGGCAUUGUCAUAAGGAAAUGAACUGAACCAUACUCUGUUUAUUUAACACUUUCAUUGCAUUUUGUUACUGUGAUAGCUGCACAAGAACAUUCUUCUAUCCACAGUCAAGCAAUCCAACAACAGAAGAUACUCAUGUGUCACUGGUCAAAUUGUGUCUAGUCAACUGAUAAAGAUCAACAGUUCCAAUCCUGAUUUCAAAACUUUUGUGAUACCUAAUCUAGAAAUCAUGUCAUGAAUUUCUUUUCUUGUGAUAGGAUGUUAGAUAAGGAGCCUGCUAAUCGACCUAGUGCAAGUGAAGUUCUCAAAAAUGAGUACAUUGCUCAGCAUUUAUCGGUAAGGGUAUUACAGUGUGCGUUAUAUGUAAGGAGUAUAGACUGUUUUGGUGACUUUGAUUUAACCCCAAAUGAGCAGGUGUAGAAUGAAGGAGAAAAUUAUGUGGAUGAGGCAUUAGUAUUGAUUUCAAAUUAAUUCUACAACAAAGGUCCCUUUACUUACAAAGCACAAAACUGAUCCCCUUUUGGUUUUCAAACUGAGUGUGUAGUACAUGAAUUUCACUUCACAAUGACAUGGGACAAGAACAUCAAUGGUAGCAGUGGCAAGAGUUUAAAAUUUGUUUUUCAUCCAAUUGUCUACUUGAAUGAAUCAAAGUAGGCUCUCCAAGCAAAGAUAAUACAAACUACAGUCUUGUUGAUUUCUUCGUAGAAAUUAAAGCAUCAAAUAGACGAUAAACUUGGACACUCCAUACAGUAAGUACUGCAUCACAUGUACAAGUAUGCUGCCUUUUCCUCCAUUACCUAGUGCAGUUUUUUUUUGUCUUUAUGGAACCAAAACUGGCAGCAUGUCAAAUUGUGGUAUCAUUUACAGAAAGGCAUGCAACACUGAGUAACCUGCAUAUUUUGAAAAUUUGAAAAUGUGAUUAUUUCAAAUUUUUGUACCUUAAAAAUAACUUCUGGCUCUGUUUGUUUCCCAACAAAUUCUAUAUACCGGUAUUUUCUUUCUGUUGUAGUUUAGUCAGUGUGUUGAGUUUUGUUCAUUCAAAACUUCCUGGCGGAGUAUUCCCCAGCACCCCCCCCUCCUCACCCCCCCUCCUGAAGAAGACAACUUAUCUCUUAGUUUUGGAUGACCAAUCAACUUCAAGAAUUCUUGUAACAGGCAAAUUAGUAUGUACCCAGGGUACAUUUUUAACUUUACUACAACACAAGUUGCACAACACUCAUUAAGGGUUGCUUGGACUUUCUUGCAAUUCAACAAGAGUGACUGAACAGCAAGGUGGAUGUCUGUAUAAAGAACCUGCAGGAAGACCGAUGACACCAAUGUAAGUCAGUUUCUCAAUGAAGAGUGAUGAAAAAAAUAUGUAGUUUUAUUGACACGUGACUUGCACGUAUUUGUAAUGUCAUAUCUGCUGGCACUAUGGGUUAACUAGAUGAAUUUCUGUAAGUCUUCAGUUCUUGGAUAUAAGGAUUGGAAGAACAUGAUAUGAAACUUAAACUGUUUUAAACAUACAUUUACAUCCGUUUGACCAGAAAUGCUUGCUUGUGGUGGCAUCACAGGACACCCAAGCUCUCUAUGAGGGGAAAGUGUUAUAAAGCCUUGUAUGGGAGCUUAGGCUCAGCUCCAUAACUUCCUAAAUAAUGAAGGAAAUAAACUCUAACCUUCAGAUAGAGUUGUUUGUUCUCUGGUAGCAGCUUCUGCCAUAUCGUCGAGUUUUAGCUGCGCUCUCAUCCCACUUCUGCCUUCUUCUUAGUACAGGCGGUUGUAGGAUGAGAUCUUUAUGAGAUCAUCUUCUCAUAAAGAGCUUGGGCUCACUGCGGUGGCAUCAUCUCUAUUUAUUUUGGAGGUUUCAUUCGUUUACCGUUUUAUCUCUUUUUGUUUUAUUGACAGGGACAAAAUGAAACUUAGGAAACAACAAAAGGCAGAUGAGGAGGCUGAGAGAGUUAAGUAUGUGUUAUUAUAGUAUUAAACACUUCUGCAUGUUUGUCCACUUAGUUGGUCUCCACGUAGCAUCCAUUCCUCGACAUGCGCACGCUUGAAGGCUGAUGUCUCUAUCCAAGACUUACCAGCUAUAAACAACAUAUUUAUCCUCUUAAGUUUAAAGACAAUGUAAGAUUGAGAAUUUAAAUUAAGUUGGAUUUUUAUUUUGUAUUUGGACCGAGUUACAAACCUGUCAGUAGAAGUGAUCCUGGUCAAAUUGUUUCGUGUUGUAUUUCAGCUUAAUUGAUUUGCUUUAUGGUCACUCGAAGAAAAGGCCCGCAUAGAAUUGUCAAAGAGAGAUGGACAUUGGAAAUUCAAACCUUUUGUCGAAAAACAAAGUGAAAACUUUUUACUUGUUUUAAUCUCUGAUCAAAGUUGUUGUUGAACUGUAUUUGAAGGAGAUUUACCGCCGCCCAGGUCGCUGAAACUCAACAACGAUACUCAUCUCAUAAGAAAAAUCAGGUAACUUUGACCAAUAUUCGUUUGUCGAUUCACUUGUUAUGGCUCCGACUUACCUCGGUGAGGUUUACAUAACCAUCAGUACAAACCAUCUUUUUGUUCUCUUGACAGCCAAAUUCCAUGACUGUGUAAAAAUCAUUAGAAUGAACAGCCUCCCUAAACGCAACUAGGGUAUGGUUGUACACCUCUCCUAGAAGAGCUGUGUCACUGAAAAAUCGCAAAAUUCAUCACUUGAAAUUUCUUAAGGCGAAAUAUAGUCAAUCUAAAAUAAAUUUUAGAAUAAAGUGUUGGCUUUUAAGAGGGAAUAAAUACAUAGUCUUUUGGAUGUUCAUGUCGUUGCUUUUAUCAAUCACUAGGAAUGUAACAUAAUCUUAGUUACUGUACUUACACUUAACUAUCAGAGCCGAGUGUCUCUACCCUGGGUCGCGGAGCAUCCGGACGUAUUUAAUGACGCAGCCUUUACCAUAACAGCCACUGACUCACUGGAGUUUAGCCCCCGCACCUCACCCCAGACAGGAGUGCCGGUUAUGUCACGGGAAAAUAGAGACGAAAAGCAUUGUGUGGAAGGUAAGAACAGUUAUACAAAUGAGGCGUAAUGAUAGGCAAAUACAGAAGAACCUAAACGUAUACUAGAGUGGCUUACGGGGUAGGCAUCUUAUUAGGGUGAGUUAACGGGGAGAAGCUCGCAGAGUAUUCUUUUUGACCGUCGCCCACCCCCUUGGUACGAAUUUUUUUCUCUCCCCAGCCUUUCGCUACUGUAAAAAUUAAAGAUGGCAGCUAUAUAAUUUUCACCGAGAUAAUAACGAGUACUCGCCCACCAAAAUUACGCCUGCUCUGCAGGCUAAUACAAGAAGGAUAUGAUGACUGCUGGAAUUUUUUUUUUCGGCCUUUAUAUAACAUCGGAAUCGGUGCUGAUGUUGUAACUUUGUUUUAUAACACAGCAGAAGCAUCUUUGAGUUUGACUGACGUGUCGGAAAUUCCCGAUGAUGCCGAGCUAGCUGAGACGUUCUAUUCGCAGUUUGAGGAUGACUUUGAAAACGAUGAUAGCGAAGAUGAAUUUGAGAAUGAAGAUGAUUUGAGUGCGCUGAUUGGUCAGAUGAAUGAUGCGUUAGAGCAGACUGAGUCACACGACCAAAAACUAAGUGAAGGGGACUUGCCAAGUGAAGGUUUCACAGAUACUUGGAGAUACAAGAGAAUCCAGGCACUUAAGGUGUAUCCUUUUUAACUGCUCCUUUAUGGUAACCACCUCCCUUACUCACCCUAAAUAAUAGCAUUGAUAACGUUCCAGGUGGGAAAAAAAAACGACUUUUCGUACAUUUUUUGAAAAACCUUUCUCAUUGUGAUUCAUUUAUUGUGUGGAAUUGGAAGUAAGAGAAAUUCCCUUUUUCGAACGAGUGGUGGGUCAUAGUAAAAUCCUCCAACGCUUUCCUCUCCUCUUGCAAUUUUUAUUCUACCAGUAAUGAGAGACAUGUGAGCGUAAAACGGUGUCGUUAAUGUGUGGACGAAGACAAACCCAUUACAAUGCUAAGUCUGAGAAUUUCCGACGUUGAGUCUUUGUGAAAGAGCAAACCGGUUCUCUUGCAGGUUGUUGGUCUUUAGAGACAACAUUGUUCAGUUUACCACCGCCAUUCCUUUUUGCUUACGUUCUUACUUUGGUAAAAUAUUAAAUGACACGAAAAUUGGCUUUAACUUGAACUUAGUGAAGGUGAGAGGCUGCUUGGACCCGAGGCAUUCCGUCGAGUGUACUCUUUUCUUAAACAAGUCCGCUUUGAAAACGAACUCAGAAGUGAAGACUCCAUACAAGACGGGCUGGCCAAGAUUGUCGAUAAACCCAGAGACUGCUUCAUAGUCGAUCAAUUGCUUUUUAUGGAAAAACAGGCAGAAAUUGCUUCAGUCAAUGACACAGAGUGAAUUGGUUCAGUUUGAAGUAUAGUCUAGUAGCUUUGUAAAUAUUAGUGUGAAAUACAACUCGCUUUUUUUCUGUCUUGCUGUUAAACGUUCCUCUACAUCAGUUCUUUGGAAAGUAAAAUUCGAAUCACGUAUUUCCAAAGUUAUUCAAGAGGCAUUUACGUGGUCUUGAGUAACAUUUUUUUUCGCAGUCAUUAUUCAUAGUUAUUAAUUUUAAUGUAUUGAAUUGAAUUUUUACAACGGAGAAAAAGACGUGAGAGGAUGAAAACAUGCUACAGAUUAGCUAACAUUACCUGCUUUUCUUCCAGCGAUGUUUGGUGUUAAACUGAAAAAGUUAUUUUUCUGGCUUGUUCAAACUCACAUUCCAAAGUCAUGCGCGAGUUUUCCAGAAAAAGUCGCAUAAAUGUUUUAAUUAGUGUCAUCUGCCAAGCAAGUGAUAACCCGUCUUCCUCGUAUUUAAAGUUAUUUUAUUAUCAUUGGGGAUCGACAUCGUGAAAGCAAGUUAGUAUAUUUUCAAUAUUUUUACGGAGCUGGACGAGAGGUAGAUUUUGACUAGCAGUAGAAGCCAUCUCUAAUUAUAUUGUACUGAGAGUUAUUCGGUAAACUUCUUCAUUUUACAAAUAGUGUUUCGAGUGCCAGAAACUUUUGUUUCCCCAUCACAGGAGUCUCUUCUCUUCCCGGUUCAUGGGGAUUGGCGGAGAGCCAGUAGUUACAGUGGUAUUCGUUAUGGUUUGAUUGCUCUCUUACGGAAGUGUAUAACAUUUCAAGGGGUAUACCUUGAUUUACAUUGAAAUUCAGGUUUAAAUUAUGAGCAUAACGAACCUGUACCCACACUCUUAAAACCAAACUUAAAUGUUUGUUUGACCCUACCGAAGGUCUGAUAACGCGAUCCACAGAAUAAAUAUCUAUUCGCUGGAUAAAGCUAUACGUUUUGCCAUCACUUAUCCGCUGGAUACCGAUUUAUCUAUUGGAUAGCAUUAUCCGCCCUUUAUACAACUGGGCCCUGGACUUUUCUCCCGACGCCCGAGUGAAGGUGCCAGUUGACGAGUACGAAGAGGCUGAAAAAGUAACGGAUGAAUAUGACGAAAAUUUGUUUCCCUAUUUUGACUUACAGCUAAGAUGAGUCAUUGUGAUUUUACAUGGUAACUACCCAGUAUAAUUUGGUACUAUCGCUCUACUCCAGUAGCUUUCAGUAUGGUUUUCUAUAGGAUCGCGUGAACGGAGCCAGACAGAUGUUAACAUAAGAAGUCAAAAGUUAACUCUCGCGUUACCUUUUGCCCUGGCCACUAAACUACCAUAUUUAGUCUCUUCUACUGUCUAUAUUUGUUUUAGAAACAAAGUUGUCUAAAAAAUUAACAGCGAAACGUUUGUAUCAUGAUAUAGAGAUAUUAACUUCGGACCCUAACGUGUCCACUGCUCUGUUGCUACUCUAUAGCGACGAAAAGACUUUCCCUUUUGGCGAAAAAGUCUAGCGACGAAAAUUUCGACAUGGCUUUACCUCCAUGUCGCCGAGUGUACACUUCAAACGAAUUGGUCUUCACAUUAAUUCUAAACUUUAACAAAAUCCCUGAAAGGCAGAGAAGUGAAAAGACUGGCAGAUCUGGUAGAAGAUGAGCGAUGGCACAUUCAGUUAACGUCGAAAGAACGAUGACUACAAAACCUCACGUUAAUGCAUAACGAGUAACUUUAUUAAUUCAAUAUCAACUCUCCC
Molecule: messenger RNA, 10823 nt
Organism: Pocillopora meandrina
Lineage: Eukaryota; Metazoa; Cnidaria; Anthozoa; Scleractinia; Pocilloporidae
Source: the annotation of a GenBank genome assembly